Symbiodinium pilosum is the source of this 1851-nucleotide messenger RNA. The record is from the annotation of a GenBank genome assembly. NCBI's taxonomy places the organism in Eukaryota, Dinophyceae, Suessiales, Symbiodiniaceae.
AUGGGAUGCGGGUCGUCCUGCGAAGGAGGGCAGCAAAGCGGAGUUGUGGAGAACGUUGAGCCGCAAGCUGCGCCCACAAGCGCUGGCUCUGUUUCUACUUCCUCUGCUGGAGACCUUAUCACCUGGUGGCAUGACCAGAACACUUCAGAGAAGAGGGAGCUGCGUCCAGAGGAAGACAGGACGGUGGUUCGAUCUCCUUUCUUUGAGGUCUCGGUGUGGAGUGAAUGCGGUGAAGGCAAAGACAAGAAGCAAAGGCCUUUCCCCUACUUCUCAUGGCCUCGUAUGGGGCGCAAAAAGUGGGGGUACACCAAGGACGAUGGUGCAGACAGUUUCGACGACAACGGAUGCACAUGCACCUGGGCACACUUCCUCUACUCCACUGAUGUGUGGGUUGAGGUGACUGUCCUGGGGGAUGUUGACCACCAGGAUAUUUCCAAGCACGUGAUCAUCCGCCCUCGGAAGAUCGCUGAAAGUGCGCAGAGCGGAUACUGGUCACCUGAAGCCUCGGGCAAGAAUACUGUUAGAUUCAAGAUCCCGUACAGCGAUGAUGGCUUUCGAUUUUCUCUUGAGUUUCAGUGGGAGACGCUCAUCUUGGGUGGAGCAUGUGUCUUUCAUGUUUGGUUCGAGCCAUGCCAGGGAGAAAGAUGGUCCUAUGCAGUGUUCAGGCCAGAAGACUUGUACACGCCCGCAGAGCUGGAGUCGAAAGUUCACUAUGUGGAUCCCCAGAAGGCGGACUUGCCGCUGAACCUGGACUCGGUCCACAAGCCCAUCAUUUACUUCCGGCCGGGCGUGUAUGCCAUGGCUUGGAACUACCAUGCCUACUUGAACAACGAGAUCGAGUGGGUCUACCUGGCUCCCGGGGCCUACGUCAAGGGUGCCAUUCAGUUCCGUGGUGAGACUGGAAAAACUCCUGCAAAGCUGCGGGUCACAGGAGCUGGCACACUGUCUGGGGAGAAGUAUGUCUACGAGUGCGACAAGGCCAACGAUUACAAGACGCGGCCUCCGGAAGUGCCUGGAGGCUUCUAUGAGGGCAACUGCUUGAAGAUGAUGGAGUUCUUCUCACCUGAAGGCAUGAGCCAGGAGCUGGAAGUUCAGGGGAUCACGAUCACCAACCCCCAUUUCCACACCUUUACUGUUUAUGGCACCCUCGACAAGGAAGACUCCAAGUUUGCCACCAGGGUGGACAAUUAUCAUAUGGUGGGCACGUGGUACUACCAAACAGACGGGCUCGAAGUACCAAGCUGGUCCACGGUACAAAAUUCCUUCUUCCAGACGAAUGACGAUUGCGUCAAACUCUACUGGAGCGAUGUCACGGUUCGGCGGAUCACAUCCUGGUUUCAGGGCAACGGAGGUUUGGUCCAGUUCGGCUGGAAACCCCGGAACUUGGCCAGGAUUAUCUGCGAGGAGGUUGAUGUCAUCCACGACCUGUCACGCUUCCGUGGGGCAAGCAACUGCGCCAUUGUUACCGCAGCAGACCUGAUCAUUGAUGACGACAAGGCCACCGCUCACCAAUUCUGCAUUGAAAGCCUCACGCUCAGGGACAUCCACGUGGAGGGCAGGUGCAUGUGUCCCAUCCGCAUCUUUGUGCAAUCCAAGAUUUCAAAGAUAAAGAUCGAGCGGUUUCACGUGGACCAGUGGAGCGGUAUAGAUGAUCAAUGUGACCUGAGAGACUUCAACAAGAACCCCGAAGUGACGCAGUACUUCAAAGACCUGCAAGAGCCUUUCCUGGAGAUCACAGACUUCAAGAUCGGCAGCGAGGCUGUCACGUCAGCCAACGCACAGUCUUUGGGCCGAAUGGCCUUUGAGCCUGUCUUCGAAGGCAAAUGGUCCGUCUUGGCCUUGCCGGGUUGA